Molecule: messenger RNA, 764 nt
Organism: Aegilops tauschii subsp. strangulata
Lineage: Eukaryota; Viridiplantae; Streptophyta; Magnoliopsida; Poales; Poaceae
Source: RefSeq, a predicted model, not a curated record
CAAGAAUAAGAAGCAAACCCACUCCAGCUGCAUCUUCCAUUGAUUCCUGCUCCUCCUUCCAUCGCUUCCUUGUUGUGCUAGCUAUUACGUACUACCAUAUAUCUUCUUGACUGGGAGAUCACACGCUCGGUUUAUUCGUUAGCAGGUUCGGUACAAUCGAUGUCGUCUGCCGUCUCAUUGCAGUCGACGAUGCGGCCGGCAGCCCCAGGACUUGGGCGCCAGCUCCACGGGUCGCCGCCCUGCCAUGGUCCGGUGCUGCGACCGAGGAGUCCGCGGGCGGUGCCGACGGCGACGGUGCGUUGCAGCGCGUUCCGCCGGGACCACUACGGGGGCGCGCUGGCGGACGAGGGCAUGACGGUGCUCCGGCGGAGGAUCCGGGAGGCGCGGAUGGCCGAGACCAACUACGAGGCGCCGCCGGGGUGGGCCGCCUGGGAGAAGCGCUACUACCGGGCGUAUGUCUCCGAUGUGUCCACGCUCGCCGGCGCUCUGCAGUUGCUGGCCAUGGAUACCAGGCCCGGCGUCGCGGCUGCUGUUGCCGCGCUGGUGCUCGCCGGAGUGCCGGUGUCCGCCGUCUUCGCGCUGCACCUCCUCGGGCAGGCGGCGGGUUCCGUUUUGCACCUCGUUUCUUGAUUGACUAUCAUUCAUUCGCCCGCAGUGUGUGCUAUCUGUGUCUAUAGAUAAUUAGAUACACAGUGCAAUGGAGAUAUGUAAUUCUUUUGGCUUUAGCUUAGUCGAUUACGCAUACAUGCAGAUUAAUAGUACUA